Messenger RNA from Eublepharis macularius, 1563 nucleotides. It is a transcript of the gene ANKRD33B, whose product is annotated as ankyrin repeat domain 33B. Gene Ontology annotation, molecular function: protein binding. NCBI's taxonomy places the organism in Eukaryota, Metazoa, Chordata, Lepidosauria, Squamata, Eublepharidae. The transcript has 4 exons. The record is from RefSeq and is a predicted model, not a curated record. Bases 1 to 1563 code for a protein of 520 amino acids.
AUGGGGCUCCGGUCCAGGGACGACCCCCGCGGCGGGGAGUGCCGCGGCUCCCGCGCAGGGAAGGAGCCCCCGGGCCACGGGCCGCAGCCUGCCGAGCCGGCGGGAGCCGAGGCGGCUCGCGGUGGAGGCGGCGGCGGCCCGGCUAGGCGGGCCGAGGGCGAGGGGGGCGAGUCGGAGGAGGAGGACUACGAGGACUUGGAGGACUUCUCGGAGCUGCCGGACACGCGCAGCAUCGCCUCCGACGACUCCUUCUACCCGCCGCCCUGCGACGACGACGAGGGCGACGACUGGUCGCUGGGCGAGUCGGAGAGCGGCGACAGCCCCGAGCCGCUCAGCCUCUUCCGCGCCUGCUGCACCAACAACGCCGUCGCCCUGAGGGCGCUCAUCCGCCAAGGGCCCGAGGAGGGCGAAGUGCGGGAGACCGACCGCAACAAGCGGACUGGCCUUAUUAUUGCCUGUUACCAGGGGUUUGUGGAUAUCGUAAUAGCCUUAUCGCAGUGCCCUCAUAUUGAUGUAAACUGGCAGGACAAUGAAGGCAACACAGCUCUUAUUACAGCUGCCCAGGCAGGACAUAUAACUAUUACAAGUUAUUUACUGAAUUAUUAUCCUGGUCUUGAUAUUGAGAAAAGAAACAUCUUUGGAUUUACUGCACUAAUGAAAUCUGCAAUGCAAGGCCGAACAGAAUGCGUCAGAGCCUUAAUGCUGGCAGGGGCCAGUAUUCAUGCAACAGACCCAGGCCGUGGGUUCACUUCCCAGGAAUGGGCAUGGUUCACAGGAAGGCUAGAAUCUGUCUGUCUUAUGCAGAGACUUAUGGAUAGGCCUUGUGCUGAGCAGUUUUGUGAUCAGUAUGAGCUAGAAUGGCCAAAGCUGAAAGAACUCCUUACCAAACCUGUAGAGCCAAAAAGCUGUUUGCAGAGGAUCUCAGAGGGUAUGAGAUCAGUCAUGCCUUUCAAAGCUUCCCAUGAGCCUGAAGAAGAUGGUGUCCUUGAUCACAUGGUGAGGGUGACGACAAGUCUAAGGAGCUGCUUUGUUGGCAUAGUCUGUAAAACCGUGUGCCCUGGAAGUCCUCCUGGUAUAGGAAAACGCAGACCUGCUGUGCAGGAAAUCCUUAGGAGACAAAGAAUCCAGGAAAUCAAAUCUCUAGAAGAUAAAGACCGUUUAAACAGCUAUGAAAAACUGUUUCAGAAUUCCAGAGUUACAUUAGUCUCCCAAAAAAAGGAGCGGCGAGCCAGCCUACAGCCUGUAAACCUACACUUCCGUCAGGUGAACACUGUGAUUCCAAGGAAAACCAGCCUCUUGCCACUGCACUUGCUGAGAAGGAGCAGUGUGCGGCCAGGAUUUGUCAUCCCCAAAGUCCGUAUCACCAAGGCACCCCCACCUACUUUCCAGCCAGAGAUACUCAGACGACAGAGCAGUGUCGUUGAUGGGAACUACCUGCAGAUUCCCAAAUGGAGGUAUAAAGAGCUAAGGGAAGAAAGGAAGAAAGCAGAGGAAGAAGAAAAGAAGAAGGCAGAAGAAGCCAAGAAACAGAAACCAGGGUCUCCCCGGGGAAACAGGACUUGA